Lasiodiplodia theobromae is the source of this 816-nucleotide messenger RNA. RefSeq lists its product as uncharacterized. Bases 1 to 816 code for a protein of 271 amino acids. Lineage: Eukaryota; Fungi; Ascomycota; Dothideomycetes; Botryosphaeriales; Botryosphaeriaceae. The transcript has a single exon. The record is from RefSeq and is a predicted model, not a curated record.
AUGCGUUUCACAAAGACCACUCCUCUCCUCCUUAUCGCCACCACCUUUUCCCUCACCUACGCCGCCGCUCUCCCGCCUGAUGACCAACGACUCCCUCAGCCUGUGACUGACAACAAGGACGCCGCCCCAUUCAACUUUAACACCGACGGCAACGGCAAAUUCUAUUACAAUGGGGGCGGCGACGAUGACAAUGACGACGACGACGACGAUGAUGAUGACGAUGACGACCAGUUCGAGGCCCCAGACUGCGACGACGCAGACGAUGUGUUGGAGGGAGAGUGCGGCAAUCUCCUCAACGGUGAAGGCCGUCCCGUGCUGGAGGGUGACGGCAGUGUAGCGCAGAAGGGGGCUCCGCCGCGCAAGGAGCGCAUCAAGGUGCGCAGGAGCCUGAAGCUUCAUCGUCUUCGUCGUCGCAAUGCCAUCAAGGACGAUGAUCAUGAUCACGACGACAAAGACGACCACGACCAUGACCAUGAUGACGACACGCCGGCGGAGAAGGCUCGCGAGAAGGAGGAAGACCGUCUCGAAGACCUGCGGGAUGCCGAGGAGGAGGCUUUGGAGAAGUUGAAGAAGGGCCCGAAUCAUCGCCGCGAUGAAGACGACUCCCCAGCGGAGCGGGCUCGUGAGAAGGAAGAGGACAAGAAGGAAGAUUUGCGGGAUGCGGAGGAGGACCGCUUGGAGCGUGAGCGCAAGAAGCAGGGUAAGGGGCAUCCACACGACGACGACGACGACGACGAUGAUGAUACUCCUGAGGAGAAAGCCCGCGAACGCGAAGAAGAUCGGCUCGAGGACCUGCGUGAUGCGGAGGACCGUUAG